Molecule: messenger RNA, 9709 nt
Organism: Acipenser ruthenus (sterlet)
Lineage: Eukaryota; Metazoa; Chordata; Actinopteri; Acipenseriformes; Acipenseridae
Product: ski-like protein
Exons: 8
Coding region: 1373-3475 (700 amino acids)
Biological process (GO): negative regulation of BMP signaling pathway
Cellular component (GO): nucleus
Molecular function (GO): DNA-binding transcription factor activity, RNA polymerase II-specific; RNA polymerase II cis-regulatory region sequence-specific DNA binding; SMAD binding
Source: RefSeq, a predicted model, not a curated record
CCCGACUCUUUUCCGUGAUGUGCCCAUAUUCGAGCUUCUGGCUGACGUACCUCGUUCGUGAGUGGGAGUGACGUUGUGAGUCUGUGUGUAGUGGUGUCUGGCUGCUGGCUUGCUGUGUUGACGGUCGGGCUGGCACAGCACAACGAAGAGACGGCGUUAGCGAUACGCUGAGGCGAAGGAUAAUGGAGAGAUAGACUAAAAAUAUAUAUUCAUACAAAGCAAGGAUUAUAGAUGAUAUUUACAUAUUUUAAUUUUGUGUAGAUGAAAUUAAACCGGCGAGAGAGACUAUAACCAGGACGUUAUACUGUGGGUGGAAAAACGAGUGAACUGGUCUAUUUCCAUUGGGGGUAUUACAAAUAUGCAAUCGAGGAACAGCGCUGCGUCGUCAGAGCUUUUUAGGUGUACAUAAGAGACAGCGAGAGAGCAAAAAACAAGCGAAAAAAACAGAUAGCGUUGUGUAUUUUAAUACUAUUAUUAUCUCGACUGUAACGUUAUAUAUUUUAUUUAUAAAGGCACAAAUUAAAGGCGCAUUUUCUAUUUCGCUGUUAUUUUUUUUUUUAAUUCGUGGAACCUGUAUUCUUCUCGGCAUAGCAUAUAUCAAGGGUUAGGAAAAUCUGAUAAAUAAUACAGCUGCAGUGAGCAGACAGGCAGUCCAGGGAAACUAAGGUAUGGUUGUGAAUGUCAUUAACACAACAUAGGCGAGCCAGUGGAAGCGACUGUGAGAGAGAGAGCAGAGCGAGUGUAGUGUGAGCAGCGUCCUGUCAGGAGGGAAGGACUGAGCAGAGCUGGCGACUGUCAGGAUAUAUCAGCAACCACGCCAACGCAGACGGGAGUUUGGAAAUCAGCGAAGUCCAGACACAUUGCAGCAGAGAGAGAGCCGGGCAGAAGAAUUAAUUAGGACUGCUACGAGAACUCGGGAUUCCACACUGGCAAUUGAGCAAACCAGGCUGUGUCAUUAAUCAGCCAUAGACACAUCACCCUCCUCUACUGCUACCAGUACUGCGGGGACUGAUUUAGGUUUGAAUGUGGACGGUCGGACAAUUUUAAAUUGGAUUACCAGAGGUGCUGUCAUCAUCAUAAUUAUUGCUAAGCCACAUUGGAUUUUCCCGUUUCUUCUCGGUACUGUUUUUAUUGCCCGCUUAUAACACGAUCUACUUCUUUCCAGUCAACCGACUGGAGUAAAAGGCUCAAAAGGUCGGUGUUGUUGUUUGCAGUAUGUGUAUUCGAGCUGUCUGGUAUCGCCCUGAAGUGGAACUAGCCACACGAUUUGGAUGUCCGAUGUGUUGAAGAUAACCUUGACCAGGAGGAAACAAUGGCCAGCACACAACUUUAAAAACCCUUUUCUCACGAAGCACCAUUUCUUAAAGGAGCGAUGAAGAAGCUGAGUAGGGAGAGAAUGGAGGACACUCCUAUUAAGAAAAGGCUUGUUGCAGAAAUGCAUCGGAAUGGCAGAACAACAGAGGGGGUCCCUAAAACCCCCAAAAUAAAGAAAGAAAUUGUGGAAGACACUGGGGAAGCAGAGUCCAAUGAGUGUGGCAAGCAGGUUCCGAUUCCUGGGGCAAAGCCUUUGGAUCUGAGCCCAGGAUUGAAGCACACCCUGGCCCAGUUCCACAUCAGCAGCCAGGUUUCCUUGGGUGGACCAGCAACAUUUUCGGCUCGAAAUACCCAAGAAUGCAUGUCCCCCGGCGUCUUCAUGCCACUUGCAUCACCAACGGCUUUGCCAGGCCCCCUGCUUAUUCCUUCUGACACUUCCACUGAGCUUACUCAUUCCCUACUGGAGGGGGAAUCCAUUUCCUGUUUCAUGGUUGGCGGUGAGAAUAGACUGUGUCUCCCUCAGGUCCUUAAUUCGGUUCUGCGUGACUUUUCCCUACAGCAGAUUAACACCGUCUGUGAUGAGCUGUACAUCUACUGUUCAAGGUGUAACGCUGACCAGCUUCACAUCUUGAAAGUGCUGGGCAUCCUGCCAUUCAGUGCACCUUCCUGUGGACUCAUCACGCUGACGGAUGCUCAGAGACUGUGCAAUACUUUAUUGCGCCCAGGCACACUUAUGCAGAAUACCAGCAAGCAUGCAAGCAAGAGCACAUUGACUCAACUGAAAGAGACCGACUCAAACUUCAAGGUAGAGCAUGAAUGCUUGGGCAAGUGUCAGGGCUUGUUUGUGAUGCAGUUAUACACACAGCCUAAUGCCACUUGCAUCCAGUGCCUGGAGUGCCAGCUGAUGUUUUCUCCCCAGAAGUUUGUGAUGCAUUCCCAUAAGUCACCUGACAAGAGGACCUGUCACUGGGGCUUCGACUCGGCCAAGUGGCACUGCUAUCUCCAGCUUGGGAAAAAGUAUUACAAUACUCCAGAGGAGAAGCAGCUGAAGCAGCGGCUUGAAGAAAUCAAGGAGAAGUUCAGCUUCCAACAGAAAAGGACAUUUGAAAAGAAGGACCAUUGUGAAGAUUUCCAGGUGAAAAAGGCACGCUACAACCUCUCAAAUCUACAGGGCAAGCUACCAGACAAUGACUCGGUCAAAAAGCCUGAACCCCAGCAGGAAGUGCUGUUCGAGCACUGGCAUGCAGACAUCAAGCAGGACCCAGAUCAGGAUUCUGUCGUCCAUCCAAGCUACUACCUAUACAUGUAUGAUAAAGUAGUGGCCCCCAAUGUCUCGCUGCGUGCCUCCUUGACCCACGGCCGUGACUCUGGUAGAGCUGCAGAGGGAAGUGAGGAGGUGCUUGGUGCCCUGCUGAGGCACCAUUACCACGAAGGCGAGAAGGCUUCAUCCUGCUCUGAAGGAUCGCUUGAUGAAGAGGAAGAAUCUCAGAGAAUGGCAAAAUCAGUUGGUGCCAUAGAUCUCCACACUAGAAGUUGUUCUGCAGAUCAAGUGAAAUCCGAACAUGUCGGUGAGCAUGGCCCCUUGGCUGUUGCCAUGGAAACCAACCCGAGUGAGAACGCCUACUUGCCUUUCAUUAAGGACAUCAGCUCGGAGGAUGACAAGGACAAAAUCGUGGUGGAAAUUGUGCAGAUGUACACUAAACAGCAAGAGAGGCUCAACGCCACCCUGGAAAAGAAAACACAGUUGCAAAUGGAGCUGGAUCUGUUACGCAGCCCCAGCAGGUCUCCUCGGCUGAAGGAGCUGUCGGAGCAGUGCGAGCUGCAGCAGGAGCUGGAGUUGGUGCAGAGCGAGCAGACGAGCAGGCUGGAGGAGCUCAGAGAGGAGCAGAUAGAGCUGGAGUGGAGGCUGGAGCAGCUGAGACAGCAGGGCUGUGCAUGUGACCGCUCCUCUGAGAGGGACCGGGAGGCACAGUACGCAGCACAGCUGUCGGAGCUGCGUCAGAGGCUGGAUCAGGCUGAGGCUGAUCGCCAGGAGCUGCAGGAAGAUCUGCAGAAGGAGCGGGAGGCCCGGGAGAAACUGGAGAAGAUGAUUACUGAGAUGAAGCUGCAGAUCUCUGAGAAAAAUAACCAGGAGGCGAAGGUAAAAACCAAGAAGAAAUAAACAACCGUUACUGGAGGGGGAAAGAAAUACAAGGAGAUCUUUAAAAAAAAAAAACAAAAAAAAAAACACACACACACAAAAAAGCCUUGCUGACUUUUUCUUUUUCUUUUUUUUUAUGGACAAAAUGUUAAAAUGGAGAGCUGUAUUAAUAGCAAAUGUAUGCCUAGUUUGAAAAACAAGAGAUGUUUUUUAGGUUUUACUUGCAAGGAUUGUGACUUUUCAAAAGCAGUAGGAUUUGGUUUUUGGCUUACUAAACAACAUUGUUUUUUUAAUUUUCAAACACUGCUUUGGACUCGGCAGCGCAGGAAUUAUAGGUCUUUGUUCACGAGCUGAACAUUGCCUGGUUUAGGAGUUUCAUAUAAGCAGUAGCUCCUAUGAGUGAAUUAGGAAACAAGCUGACCUCAUUAUGAAGAGGACCAGGAACCUGCUACUGUGGAUCUACAUUGGGCACAUAACCAAGAACAACUAACCUGAACUACUUAGUCACUUGUAAAUGGGUAACCAAACCAACUACUAGAAAAACAAAGAUGCAUUUCACCAAUAUUCAGCUUAUACUACCUUAAAUACUGAGCCACUUGUUGAACAACAGUGUGUGUGUGCGUGUUUAUUAUACUAUUGUACAUACUGCAGUGGUUCUUGCUAAACCUCAUCUGAAACUGUGAAGCAUGGAAAGCUUUAUUUUGUGUAAUAGGUGUCUCGUGUAAAUAAGGUUUUUCAUACGAAACUUUUCCAUUUUUUUUUUUUUGUCAAACCUCCUUUGGCAUUCACAGACUUCCCAAUAUUACCCUACAGUUCUCAGCUUUGCUGUGCUCCUUUUUGUAAUACCGUGUAUCCCCAUUGGACUCAUUGUCUGUAUCGAUUGGUUAGAACACCUUAUUAUCCAAAGGAAUUGUCUUCCAAUUGUUAUGAUUGUUAAGGUUUAAUGACACACAGUUAAUCAUUUAAGAUGUGUGGCUCAGCAGACUUGCAGGAGUCACAUCAGGACACGUGGAAGAGAACUCGAAGAAACUGAUGGCAAAUCCGCCACAGGUCAGCAUAAAGCAUGUUCAUUCCUUUUGUUUUGAGAUGUGGGACAGAGCUUGAAUUUAACAUUCUGCACUUGGGCGACUGUAAUUCAUUCCGCAUACCAAUUCCUAGCCUGUCUAAAAGACAAAGUGUUCAGUUGUGAUAAGAGUUCUGGUGGUGAGGAUAUCUGUCCAGUGUGAAAUGGACAGACUGUCAAAACUCAUUACAGAUCCUGACUUUUGCUAGUCAUUGAUCUAGUUAUCUGGAAUAAAAGAGCUUCAUACCCUGUUCCCAAUUCAUUAUACCAUGCAUUGGUUUCAGAUCUAUUCAGAAAAAUGAUCAGAAGUAGAAUUGCAGUGCUGUUAAGUAAUAGUUAAGAUGAUUUGCUUUAAAAUAACAAACUGAUAACAAUUAUGAUAAUGUAUUUAUUAGUGUAAAAUAUAUUUUAUAAUUUAUUGUUUUGUUUUUAUGUUUAAAAAAAGAGAACAAAACUAAAUAUAGAGUUGCAGUUUGUAUUUGAUUCGUUCUUUAACUACAAGUAUAUACAAGCAUACUGAGAUUGUAGGGGUAGAACAACAAAAAAAGAUUGAUUUUAAUUUUGUUUGUAACUUUUUGCAGUAAUAAUGAAAGAAUAAUACCUUGCUGAUUUGAAAUGCUUUAAAAUGUAUUUUUCAGCGUCUUGUGAUGCAAACUGAAUUGCAGUAAUCUAUCGCACCUGAAUUGAUGCCAUUUAGCCAGAUGACCACAGUAGUUUUGUUUGGCUGACUGGUUGAUUCCACCCCCCUGAGCUUUUUCAAGUGUGAAAUUGCUUGGUGUCCUCGGCACAGGUGGCCUGCUGAGAUAAUACUGGGAAGUCCUAGCGAGUGCAAGAGGAAAAGAAUGGUUUGAUUUAAAAAAAAGACACUGAACAAAGAAAAUUGUCUGAACGUCUAAAUUGGAACGUCUAAGCUCUUACUUUGUAUUCCUAAACGUCUCGAUUUUAACUUCAAAUGGAAAUGGGUUUGAGGUAAAACUGUCAUAGUUUUGGUUUAAACACACUGAAGCCAUCAAGUCCCACUUAUUUGAAACCAAGAAAAUAAAGGCAUGUUUUGAGUUUUCUGACAUUCUGAGGUUGUCAUAUUGUGUGUGCGAGCACCGGUUGCUCUAAUUCAGUAAUCUGAUUAGUUUUUAACACAUUUUCAUCUUGAUUCUUUCACAGUUUUACCUCAGAAUGUAUGACAGUGUGUAGACAGUGUGGACUCACUGUUGCAGACAUGGAGAUUGGGUUCAGCUUCAUUUAAAUGGUCACUGGUGCCUAAGGUUCCUUACAUACUAAACUGCAUUCGAACAUACUAAACUGCAUUCCAUGCAUACAUGGAUAUGUCUAAAAAAAACAAGAGAUGCUGAGCCAAAAAUAGACACAAUAAUUAGAUUUUUAUAAAUGCAUGCUCCAGUCUGUGUGAAAUGCAUUUUCUAAUUUAAUGAUAGUAUCAGCUUUCUCUUGUCCUAUUGAGUACUGAGUAUGGUUAAAAUUACACAUGUAAAUAUGUAGAAUACAAGAAAAAAAAAAACAUAGCCCAGCCCAAGUGAAUGAUUAACUUUGGGUAUGCAUCUGCAAUAAAAACAAAACCAUACAUUCCUUUAUGUUAAAAUUCUUAAUGAUACAUAUAUGAAAAGAAAAUAUAUAUAGAAUAUAUAAUUAUCUGAAACUGAGGAUUUUUGUUUUGUUUGUUUUUAAUUUGCGGCCACAAAAUAUAUUUGAUAUAUUAUAUUGGUCUCAAACACUAGAGCGCAACCUUGUUUUUUUGUUUUUGUCAUAUGGAAAAUCAUGUAAUGUUUUUAAUUGAAAAAAUAAAAAUGUCAUGUAGUUGGCUCAGUCAAAAGGCAUAUAUUGUUUUUUUUUUUAUUACUAUAUUAACAAAUAUGUAUUGUAUUGACUCAGUAAGGUUUAUAUUCCCUAUAAUGUACUUAUUCUUCUUAUAAUUAUUAUAUUAACACAGAUAAUCUUAUAAAGGUUCAUUCAAGUAGUACCAGUCCAGCAAAAAGUUGUGGGUGGAAAUAAAACACAAAAAAGGAAUACAAAUCAAAACUUUUGUAAAGGAAUUGCAGACUGCAGGACUACAGAGUCUGUUUACUUCCACAAAGUUGCACUGUAAGUGUUUUUGAUUUGAGUUAUGUAUACCAAGGCUAGACUGUCAGCUGGCACAAAAUGAGUUGCGUUUUGUUUUAAGCAAAGUAUAGUGUACCCAAGGGCUGUCUAAACUAUGGCUCUUCAGCCAUAAAUAUCCAUAACAUUUUUUUUUAUUUCUUUUAUUUUUAUUUAUUGCAUUUAUAUAGCGUUUUUUAUACAAAAGUAUUGCAAAGCACUGUACAGUACAUAGCAGAAAAAAGAACAAACCACAAUACAUUUGUAUAGCAUGUCACACACAUAACUGCUACAAUCAGACCAUUUAAAUAACAGUAUACACUAUACAAAAGCCGCAGAUUUUAAAGUUACAUUAAAACCCACAAAGAAUUUAUAAAAGUGUGUUUUAGUCUUGACUUGAAAACUGUAACAGUCCCAGCUUCCCUGACAAACGAAGGCAGAGCAUUCUAUAAUUUAGGAGCUCUACAAGAAAAAGCCCUACCUCCCGUGUUGCUUUUGUUGACCCUUGGAAUAACCAGCAGCAUUUAAGUCUCUCGUGUAACCUCAUACCUGUAGUUAUUUUAACCAUUACAAAUUACAUGAAUAGAAUGAAGGCAGCCAUGCACAAGAGAAAUCCUCGGAAUUUGAAUGAACUGGAACAAUUUUGCUUUGAAGAAUGGUCAGAAAUCACUAAAGAAUCAUGCCAAAAGCUCACUGACAAAUAUCCUAAUUGUCUAAAAGAGGUUAUUGUUGCUAAAGGUGCCUCAACUAGAUAUUAAUUUCAUUUUCCUUGUCAGGGUAUGAAUACUUUUAAAUUUAGCAUUUUUAGAGUUUUGCAAAGAAAUUGCUGAAAUAAAUAAUUGUAGACAUCUAUUUUUUGUAACUUAUUUCCUCAUCCACAAAAGCAAAACUUUUGCUACAAAAGAUGUUUCCUAUAAUCUGUUUAAGAAAUUUCUAGAAAUUAUAAAUUCCCAUUGGGGUAUGUAAACUGUUGACUACAACUGUGUUUGUGUCAUAUAUAUAUAUAUAUAUAUAUAUAUAUAUAUAAUGUGCCAAAAAAGCUUGGACAGCUCUUUAAUAAAAUCAGGCUUAAGUUCCACAUUUUUGUAACUAUAUAUGGGUAUUUGAAUUUAUAAAUAGAGGCUUAUACCUCAAAAAAUGUUAAGUUCCGAUGAUGGGUUGCAUUCCUACACAAACGAUUGAGUGUGUGUGUGUGUGUAUAUAUAUAUAUAUUAUUACAAGGCACACUAUUUCGAACAGUCUCCUAGAAGCACAGUUAAGGCCAGCAAUAGAAUGGUAUUGCUAUGUAUGAAAAGUCUGUGUCAAUCUGUUGAUACACCAGAACAGCUUUCUGUCAGAUUACAGAUUUGCACUGUGAUUUGUAUCAUUGAAGUGUAGGUAGUAUAUUAUAAGUAAUAAAAUGGCCUGCAACGUUAAUGCAUUUAUUUUUAUUAUUAUUAUUAUUAUUAUUAUUAUUAUUAUUAUUAUUAUUUCAAUACAUUGUGUAAAACCAUGCUAGAUUUUUUUUUUUUUAUGUAAAUGUAACUGGCAAUAAUAAACAGUGUUACAUCUAGCCUGGUAAUCACGACUUCUCACAGUUUAGCAGUAAGUGUAUGGAGCUGCAUUGUUUUUCCUCUGCAGUACUGUGUAAUGUUCAAACACUGCAGUGGUAUUUUUUAAGUAAAACGGCUGUUUGGACACUAGAGGGCGCUUUUGAUCUAAUUUUUAGAAUUGGUUAAAUAGAUCAAAGCAGGACAGCUACUUCUUCUAUCUUCCUGAUGAUAGCGCCCACUAAGUAAAGCACAGCCCACAGUUGCACCUGCAUUGCUAGAAACAGAUACAGGUGUUUAUUUGUCUCUGUCUUUUUUAAAUUACUCCAGUUUUCUUCUUGAUUGGUAUUUGCCUUGAGAAUAUAAAGUAAUCUUUUUGUUUCAGAUCAUUUUGAAUUACAAAAAAUGCAGCAGUCUCAAAUUCUAUUGCAAGAUGUCCUUAACUGUGUUAUAUUAUGUCCAGUGCAUUGGGCAUUUAAUAAAGUGGUCAACAUAGUGUAUUUUUGAUCAAUUAUAGAUGUUAAAGUGAUUAUAAUAAGAUGUGCUUGAAUUCUAUUCAUUUUAUCCUCAUAUAGUGCGUUUUUCUUUAAAGACAUUUUAUUUCUACUGAAUAAUUCCAACCUUUUGGGUGAUUUCAGGCAGCUUUUUUGUUGUAGUUUUAGACUCAUGCAAAAUCUGAAUUAUGUCCUUUAUCAGCAGGCAGAUAUUAUACGUUUAACAAUGUAAUAGAUGAAUUACUGCCAGAAAUGUGAAAAACUACUGUAACACCAGCAUCACAAGAUCAAGUUGUUUUUCUAAAAGGGUUUUAUAUAGAAGCUAGGCUUAAAAUUCACAACGACUUCUGCAAACACGGAUAUGUCUUCAUUAACUAAUUUAACUGUUAGCACUCCAGUCACUAUGUGAAAACUAGAGUCAGAUAUUAAAUAGUACUAAAAGGUUUACUUUUUUUGUGUGUGUAUGGAAUCAAUUUUCAAGUCUUUUUCCUCCAAAAUGUAAGUUACUCAAUUUUGUCCAAAUGCUAAAGGCACAAAACUGGAAAUAAAACCAUAAUUUCUGAGUAAGCUAAAGAUUUGAGAAUCGCCCCUUGUUUUUUUGUUUUAUAAUAUUUCUCAAUUUAAUUUUUCUUGGCACAAAGGUUUGUUUUCAAACUUAAAAAUGUAACUAUAAGAAAAAUAAACUGUUGGUAUGAUUUCAUUAUGGCUUUGUAAAUGUGUGUUUUUUUUUUUGAUUUUGCUGUUAAUACUCAAAUACGAAAUAGUGUCUAUAUAUAAUUAUUGCAUAUAACCUUACUAAUGUUGCCAAUAAUAUACAGCGUGAUGAAACAAAUGUUCUGGCAUUGCAUGAACCAAGACACUGUCCUCUACCUCAUGUGAUAAAAAAAAUAAUAAUAAUUACGCAAACGACACCGAUCUCUCUCUAGCCAUCUUAAUGGAUGAUAUUUAAUAGAAUAUGUCAUGCUUUCAGCUUAUACCUCAAUUGUAUUUUGUGUGUGUGUGUUUUCAUUUUUCACUCUUGUAAAUACCCUGUAUAGACAAUGAACUUGGAUCAAAUUCAAGUAAAGUUCUGUAGUGUCAA